AUGUGGAUGAGCAUCCAACAGCCGAGAACGGAAGAGGCGUGCUGCGAUGCGGAUGCUCACAUGUCAGAACUCCUGAAGAAGGAGUUGGGGUCUCUGCGCGAAACGUUGAUGCGGGAGUUCCGUCAGAUGAUGAUGGAGCAGAUGCGCGACAUCCGGCUGUUGGUCAAGGACAUUGGCUCCGUAUGCCCAGAGGUAGUUCAGGCGGCACCUGACAUCUGCUCCUUCACGCUCGGUGAAGAGGAGACCUGGCUGUCGGACUCAUCAACGCACGUUGGGCAUCAGUUCGAAAUCGAUUCCGAGUAUGAUCACGUCGUCUGGUCGGAGGUUGAGGCGGGCUCUGCCGAGGCCGCUGAUGGCGGAGAUGGAGACCAAGAUGAGUUGAGCUUUGAGGAAAGCCUUUCGAGCUUUGAGAAAGUGGACGAGGUGAAACACACGCGGUGGGCUGGACCAUGGACGGUCUUCCAGGACAGCAACGUUUCUGCACCGGCUGAGGCAAGUGGACCAGUGACAUCGCUGCAUGGCCUCCCCGUUGUGCUACUUGCAGAAAUCCGGCGAUUUGCCUUGGCCGACGAUGAGUUCAAUGAAUUCGGCGGCGCCAGCCGGGUCAUGAGCGAGGCGACCGUUGCUGCCUUGAUACUCGACGAGCUCUGCACAAGCUGCUGCGGGGUCGUGCAGCCAGCUUUGGGGCAUGCCAACGUCGGGCAACUUUGUACCUUCACGAAGUGGUUCCAAGGGGCAGACCGCGGAAGCGCCGAAAACCAGGACAUUCUGCAGGAGAGCUGGCAGCGCUGGCACGAGAACAAGAGCCUGAAAGCGCUGGAGAGAUGUGAAAGAUUCUAA
This is a messenger RNA of Symbiodinium natans, 840 nucleotides long. The record is from the annotation of a GenBank genome assembly. Lineage: Eukaryota; Dinophyceae; Suessiales; Symbiodiniaceae.